AUGCAAAGUUUAGAGGGGAACUCGCUAACCCACUUCAUUAACAAUAUAAAUGCAGGAACAGAACUAGCUCAAGGUGCAAUGCGUAGGGAUAAUAGCUUGUUUUACUUCAGAAUGGCUGAUUUAGAAGUCAUCGACUCCUCAAGGAAAAAAAACAUUAGGCAACAACCAUCAGUGCCAUUUCUCUGGGAAGAAAGGCCGGGAGUAGCUAAAAAAGACUGGAAACCUGGGGUUUCCUCGGUUACAUCAGUUCAACUACCUCCUCUCAAGCUCAUCGCCUCUGUACCCUUCGACUGGGAGGAAAAGCCUGGGAAACCACUAUCCUGUUUCUCACCAUCACCAGUAUCACCGUUUACAUCCUCACCAGCAAAUCUCCUUGCUUUACCAUGGCACGGUAUGUGCUCUCGAGGUGAUGACACUCACAAGCAUGAGGUUGAUGAUAUUGGCGAGGAGAAUUUUGGAGAUGAGCAAGUAAUUUUUAACUCAGAUCUUGAAUCAUUCAGUUUCGAGACCGAUGAUUCAUUUAGCUCAGCGUCGUCUCUCUUAGCUAAUUGCUUGGUUUCAUCAGAGGCGAUUUCUACUGCUGUUCCAGCGCAAACAACUUCUCCAACAGAUGAUAUCAAUGGCCAGUUGGAAACCGCAUCAUCGCCAACUUCUGAAACUGAUAGCAGCACAAGCAGCUAUGCCACUGGCGUAUCAAGUCUUGAGGGGGCUGCAUUCUUGGAAUGUCUCUUCCCAUUAUAUACACCCAAAUCUAGUUUUCUUGGAAAGGCUUCCCACCCCAGUAAGGAACCUUUUACUCCAGACCUAAACAGCAGAGAUUUUGAUUAUGAACAUAAUAGCAGUGUCAUGAUAAGGAAACCUCUAACACUUGGUGAACUAAUAAUGAUGAGCCGAAGGAGGAGUUGCCAGAGAAAAGCUGUUCAAAUGAGAAAACAGAAUCCAUCAAUGGUAAAUGUCCAAUUCUUGCUUCUCUAUCACUGUCAUCCAUACCUAAAAGUCUAA
Dovyalis caffra is the source of this 1002-nucleotide messenger RNA. NCBI's taxonomy places the organism in Eukaryota, Viridiplantae, Streptophyta, Magnoliopsida, Malpighiales, Salicaceae. The record is from the annotation of a GenBank genome assembly.